Molecule: messenger RNA, 918 nt
Organism: Serendipita indica DSM 11827
Lineage: Eukaryota; Fungi; Basidiomycota; Agaricomycetes; Sebacinales; Serendipitaceae
Source: the annotation of a GenBank genome assembly
AUGAGCGACAAGCCAUCAGCUUAUCCUCCAUCUUCAGAUACACCCGUUGUCGCUCAUGUCGUCGACUUUGCAGCAGUCGGUCUGCCAGAAUACAGUCAACGCUAUGCACUCGUCCUUGAUGGCCUCUUUUCACCCGCAGAGUGCGCAUGGCUUCUUCAGCAAGCAGUCCUCUCCACCUCCACCGAGAAUCCAUGGCAGAUCGCCCAGCUCAAUGCGGGUGUAGGAACCCAGUACACAAAUACAGACGUCCGCAACUCGUUGCGUAUCAUCCUCGACUCUCCCGACCUCGCAGACUGGGUAUUGAACAAACUACGCCCACACUUGGGGGACAUAGAGGCCAUACGCGGUGCUCCCAUGCACAAAUUGAUGGCACAUGGAGAUUGGGUGGCAAAGAGAAAGGCCCUGGGAGAGGUAGAGACCGUACGGGAGAACCCAGAAGAAGUACCCCUUGGCAGACCAUCCCGCAAAGUAAAGGCAAAGAUCGCCGAACCAGAUGCACAUCUCACCCGUCUCAACGAACGCCUCCGCUUUCUCAAGUAUACACCCGGCCAGUUCUUCAAGCCGCACUACGACGGCUGCUACUAUACGCCCGACAGAAAGGAGAUGAGCUACAUGACGCUCCAGAUCUACCUCAAUGGACCCAUGCCAGAGGGUGUGGAUUCCGCAAUGGACGGUUGGGACUUUGUGGAUCCAGAGUGCUCGGUCCACGAGAGCGAGCCGCUCAAGGGAGGUGCCACGCGUAUAUUCUCCGAGGAUAGCAUGCGCAAUAGUACAACCAAAAAGGACAAGUACUACGACGUAGAGCCACGUAUGGGUCGUGUCCUCGUCUUUGAGCAAGAGGAUCUCAUUCAUUCCGGCGAGGAGAUUGUGAGCGGUGUCAAGUAUACGAUGCGAACAGACUUUAUGUACUCGCUCUAG